GUCAUGUGUCCCCCAAAAUUCCCUGGCCCGAGAGUGGACGAGGGGCAGUUCUCUGACAGGCAGUGGGGAACUGCCCCAAGGAAGGACAUGAAGACAGUCCUCCAAGGGGAGCGGGAGACACCUGCUCUCUAGACAUGUCCCAGGGAGAGGGGUGCAGGGGUGUGGGUGGUGAGCUGGUGCAGCUGUGCACGUCCAGCGUGGCCGGCGGGGCAGGAGCUCCUCCCUCAGCAGGGUUCAGUGACCUCUUCCCCAAGUCCUACUGGCUGGUGGAGCCUUGGCUGGGUGACCCGUUGAGGGCGCAGCAUUCCCACCUCAAGAUGAGGUGGCCGGGCUCAGGCUCAGGUGACCGGUCCAAGAGGCAGCCUUCCAGGUGGUCAGGCUCAGGGAAGUCAAGGAGCCCAGGGGCCCCGCCUCUGGGCCUGUGGGCUUUUCUGGUGGCCUCAGCACUCCUUUUCCAGCCCUUUCCUGCAGCCUCCAAGAGGGGCUGCCUGGAGCGGUUUGGGCCGCAGUCACGUGGGAUGACGACGCCAUCUGCACCACUGAGUACUCACGCAUAGUGUCCCUGGAGAAUGGUGAGAUCGUGGUGUCCCUGAUGAAUGGGCACCCAGGGCCUAUGAACUACUCCUACUCGCCACUGCUGCGCAACUUCACCAAAGCCACCAACAUCUGCCUACGUUUCCUGCGCACCAACAACACACUGCUGGGUCACCUCAUGGGCAAGGCGCUGUGGGCCCCCACAGUCAUGCACCAGGACAUGAGCAUCGGCGGCUGCUGCGUCUGCCAUGGCCACGCAGACAUCUGCGAUGCCAAGGACCCUUCGGACCCUCUCAGGAAAGGCCGUUUCAGAUCCUGGCUCCGAAGACGCUGA
This is a messenger RNA of Lemur catta (Ring-tailed lemur), 868 nucleotides long. RefSeq names its product laminin subunit alpha-5-like. Bases 593 to 868 code for a protein of 91 amino acids. Lineage: Eukaryota; Metazoa; Chordata; Mammalia; Primates; Lemuridae. Gene Ontology annotation, cellular component: basement membrane. The record is from RefSeq and is a predicted model, not a curated record. Gene Ontology annotation, biological process: axon guidance. The transcript is spliced from 4 exons.